Funneliformis geosporum is the source of this 1758-nucleotide messenger RNA. Lineage: Eukaryota; Fungi; Glomeromycota; Glomeromycetes; Glomerales; Glomeraceae. The record is from the annotation of a GenBank genome assembly.
AUGUCACAACAGAACAAUCAACAAAAUUUACAAACACCAAACUUGCCAACGGUAGUUGUACCACAAUCGCAACAAAUCGCUUCAAAUAAUUCAACUUCAACACUUGAUCAGUACUCGACGUACUCUCAAAAUACUCAACAGGAACAACAAAAUAAACAACUUCAGAUGAGAGCGCAGCAGCAGCAACAAUAUUCGCAGCAAAGGCCGCAAUUGCAACAGACGCCACAAGGCUCACCACUACCAAUAAAUAUGCAAUCUGUACAACAAGCAAACACGGAUGCUAUAGGAGCAGGACGAGGGGGGACAUCAAUUAGAGGGGGUCCUAAAAAGAAAAGUACAAACGCCGCAAGAAAACCUAGCACUGGAGGUGGGCGUGCGAAACUACCAUCUUUAGAAAAAAGUAAUACUGAUGUAUUGCCUCAAGCUUUAAAUAAAAUGGCUACAGAUUUCUAUAGUCAAGCUCAACAAUUGGGAUUAAACACUGAAGCAGGUUCGGCUAUGUAUAAAAAAUAUGAGGAUGCUAUACGCGCAAUACGUCAACAUCAAGUUAACGUUAACAAUAAUCAAUCUACAAGUUACGGUAUAUCGGCUUCUCCGGACCAACCCUCAACUUCUACGUCAUCUCCACAUACAAUACCUCAAUAUCAAAACAUCCACACACCACAGCAAUUAAUAAAUGAAUUAAAUCUUGUUCAAGAGACUCUGUCACAACCCAACAUACAGCCUAAUGUCAAACAAGAUUAUGAGAAUAGACAGCAAUAUUUAAGAGCUAUUGCAUCGGUAAGAUUCCAGGCACAGCCGGGGGCAGGCGGUCUGGGUGCGGUUUCUCAUAUGCCACCACAAUCUCCAAGAGGUUUAAUGGGACCUCAAGUAGUCAGAUCUCCGAUGCAAGCAAAUGCAUCCUUACCAAGGGCGACAAUGAACGCGUUAGGUCAAAAUCGGGGCAUGGGAUCUCCAGCAGGCAAUGAUUUUAAUAGGAUACCUACUACGACACAACAAAUAUCAUCACCCAUCCUUCAACAUACAAGUAUGACCUCUGGCCAAUCACAAGAUGGAUUGAUGAACAUGCAACAGCAACUUGGACAGAUGUCAUCAUCGUUACAACAGGUUCCUCAAUCACCUAGUACACAAUCACAAAUGAUGGUGUUACCACAUUCCCCACGAACACAACAACUGCAUAUGCAGCAGUUGCAUCCUCUUUCACCGAGGCAACAGCAUUCAUCUCAGCCUCUACAAUCUGUUGCAAAUGAGGAUUUGAUGGAGAUUGACUCGGAUACAAGAUCAUCGACUUUAGCGCAAAAGACUGCAGAAAGUCUGGCAGCAAGCGCGGCAGCUGCUGCAGCUGCUGCAGUUCCUCGACAGGUCCCUCCGAUAGCUCCAGCCAUUAAUACGGGCAUUCUUCAAUCGUCACUAAACAAAAUUCAUCAAAUUCAUACCGGUAAAACUUAUGCAUCCAUUUAUGGCAACAAUUCAAGCUACCCUGAAAUUUCCACAUCAAAUGUGGUGGAUGUUGACAUGGAAGAUGCGUGUUCUCAACAUCUCUUACCGAAACGAAAAGUUCAACAACUAGUUGAUCAAAUAGAUCCAAAAGAGAGCCAAACAUCGCAAAUCAGAAACUUUAGAGGUGAAGGAUCUUCAACUUCACCUAGGUCGGUUAGGAAGCCAGUCGUUUCCGUCGGGCAUCAACAAAAGCUUGCGGCUGUGAUGCAAGCAAAGGCCAACAAGGCCAUGACGGCUGCUACAGGUCCAUCCAACUAA